Fusarium poae is the source of this 1023-nucleotide messenger RNA. RefSeq lists its product as uncharacterized. Bases 1 to 1023 code for a protein of 340 amino acids. The record is from RefSeq and is a predicted model, not a curated record. The transcript is spliced from 7 exons. NCBI's taxonomy places the organism in Eukaryota, Fungi, Ascomycota, Sordariomycetes, Hypocreales, Nectriaceae.
AUGGUUCUCUAUCCUGACAACGUCCACCGUGUCCAGCGAGUCAAGGACCUUGCCAACGAUAUCGCUACCUACCAAGAUGAGAUCAAGUCUCAAAACACAGCCCAAAAGAACAAGGACCAGCGCGCUUAUGAUACCCUUGCCUCCAUCGCCAAGAGAAAGGGCUACUCCACCCCUGAGGAGUACGUUGAGAAGGCCAUUGCCGCACUCCCUGAGAAGGAAAGAGAGAAGUACGACAAACUCCGGAAAGAGAUUACUAAAACUGGUGAGGAUGGAAAAAUGGUAUUGUUUGUCACUGGCGCUGUGGCUACGCUGGGCAUGGUUGGUGGAGCCGCCUUGGGAGAAAAAGGACUCAAGACUAUGUCUGCAAUUAGCAGUUGGUUGACCGGAUUCAGAGCCACAGCUCAGACCAUAGAGUUGGAGCUUGCAGGAGCUGAAGUCGCCAGUGAAGCGCUUGAGUCCCUGCUAGACAUUUCGAAGGAUAUUGCGGCAGAAGUUAACCUCGCCGAGGGAGGUGCCAAGGCUAGUACCAUUGCUGCAGAGGGUGUCGAGGAAGUAAGCACCCUUGUCAAGGUCGGGCGUUUCGCUUCUAGAGCGUUGGUUGUCUUGGCAAUCCUUGCCACCAUUGGUGGCCUCGUUUAUGAGGGUAUCGAAGGUAAGAAGCAGAUGAAGAAAUGCCAAGAGUACACACUGGACCUUGCAUCAAAGCGAUUCAUGGUUCGAAAGCUCAAAGACAAUGUGGAAGCUGCCUUCAGCUUCAUGGAUAACAUUUAUGGUUUGCUCCAUUUUGAGGAUUUCGUAAUGGAAGAUGAAGAUAUUCCUGAGGACAAAAAGCAAGCAAAAAUUGCAAAGAAGAUCAAAGAAACCAGCGACAAGUUUGCGAAAGUUCCAGUUCCUGCGGAUGAUGCUGUUUAUGGAGCACUGAGGCUCAAGGACGAGGCUGCAAACUCUUGGUUGGAUGAAGACCCGAAGAUGGCAGCAAUCAAGGCUCACUUGGAGGAGCUGAAGAAGAAAGAGAAGAAGUAG